Neocloeon triangulifer is the source of this 1032-nucleotide messenger RNA. Its product is annotated as trafficking protein particle complex subunit 2-like protein. Gene Ontology annotation, biological process: endoplasmic reticulum to Golgi vesicle-mediated transport. The transcript is spliced from 5 exons. Gene Ontology annotation, cellular component: nucleus; TRAPP complex; cytoplasm. Lineage: Eukaryota; Metazoa; Arthropoda; Insecta; Ephemeroptera; Baetidae. The record is from RefSeq and is a predicted model, not a curated record. Bases 86 to 505 code for a protein of 139 amino acids.
AAAAGGGGCGUAGCAAUCAACAUCAAAAGCAGGAAUGUGAAUUGAUCAACAAGAUAAUUUAUUUUACACUAAUAUAAACGUAACGAUGGCAGUUUGCGUUGCAGUCAUAGGCAAAGACAACUCUCCAAAAUACAUCUCGUGUUUGAAUCCCAACCAGGAGUUGGACCUUCACUACAAAGUACACAACUCAUUAGAUGUUGUGGAGGAAAAAAUGUCAGCAACAGGAAAAACAAGUGGAGACAUUAGAGAACUUUAUCUUGGCCUGCUAAAUUCCACUGAUGAGCAUAAAAUAUUCGGGUACGUGACCAACACCAAAGUCAAGUUCGUCAUUGUCACGGAAGCUGCAAACACUUCCUUGAGAGACAACGAAGUUCGAAUGAUGUUUCGAAGGCUUCACAGUGUGUUUGCAGACAUAAUUUGCAACCCGUUUUACCGACCAGGGGAACAAAUAACCUCAAAAGUGUUUGAUGAGACUGUGCGAAACAUGAUGGCUGGGAACCUGUAGCAAACUAUCAUACAUGCGUCAAUUUAACUUAGAAAAACCUCUGCAUUUUGUUGAAGUCAAGUCUUGCUGAUCUAUCUUUUUUCAUUUAUUAUUGGAAAUUUUUGGUUCCACGUUGUUAAAACUAUAGCAAUAUCUAUUUCACUUUGUUAAAAAUAAUAAAAACAGAAAGGAAUUAUCAGAAAACUUGUAAGUGACCAGAUAAAUUACAACGAAUUUAAUUUUUCUAAAGUUGUGAUAUCAUAAAAAAAAAUUAAAAUAUACAUAUUGUGCCACGCUCUGGGCUGCGACAAUUUUUAAGUUUGCGUUUAACCUUCAACCCUUGUAGAUUUGUUUGCAAUCCCAGCCUUGGAUCAAUUCAACCUAAGUUAGGUCAUUUUUUAGUUGAUAAGGCCGUUGAUUUAUUUAUGUAUAUUGAGAGAGCAGGUUUCCUUGAAGUAUAAAAAAAUGAGUAAUUUUAAUUAUUUUUACAAUUAAUAUACAAUAAUUUCAAUUUUAAUUCAAUAAUGUAAGCUCAGUAUUAUGAUAUU